Molecule: messenger RNA, 2221 nt
Organism: Nematostella vectensis (starlet sea anemone)
Lineage: Eukaryota; Metazoa; Cnidaria; Anthozoa; Actiniaria; Edwardsiidae
Exons: 1
Coding region: 131-1600 (489 amino acids)
Source: RefSeq, a predicted model, not a curated record
UGUCACUAUUCAUUGAAGAAAUUCAUUAAGGCAAACCGACUUUGCUAAAACAGAAUCAAUUUAGGAAAAACGUGAACAUCCCAAUUAUUAAGAAACAUCAGCUCUUUAGAAAUUUAUUAGAUCAUAUAGAAUGCGGAAUUAUUCACGUAUGGCUCUUUGGGCGAUACCAUAUGUCGUGGUCACAAUGGGUUUUACGCUCGAUUUCAUUAAACUGAAGGAAUUCGAAAAGACUCUAAACAUACCACCAAUAGAACUGCUUAAAUUAGAUAACAAAUUCCGGGACCGGGUGUGGUUGAUGGAGGAGACCUUGGUGGCGAGAGGUAUCAUGCUACCGAGUAGAUCAAGGUUUAACAGGUUGCUCCACAAAGUCUUAAAUGGCAAAGAAAUCACAAUGGUAGCAAUCGGGGGGUCCAACACAGCUGGUGGAGUACUAGGAAGAGACGAAAACAGUAUGGAGGGCCUUUACAUGAAUGUUUUUGCAAAAUGGUGGAAAAGAGCCAUUACCCCGCUAUCAGGUUCUCAAAUCAAUGUGUAUAAUCUUGGUAUUAGUGGCGUUGGAAGUUAUUUCUGUGCAUUUUGCUUUGAGACGUUUUUACCGGAGGGUAAGGCUAUAGACAUUGUGCUGAUAGAACAAGCCGUGAAUUAUAGAAGAUCAAGGAAGCAACCAUCGAGACCGCUAGAGGUCCUAAUUCGCAGAGUACUCUCCCUGAACCCAACGCCAUUGGCUGCAUUAGUGAACUUCGUCCCGAGCCUUGGCAAAUUAAGAAACUUCCACUGCAAGAACCUCGAAGACUUUGGAGCUAACAGCGUCGCAAUGCAUUAUGGGAUAACGUCUUUCAGUCUCAAGCCGAUUUUGUGCCGACCUAAUAAGCGAGGAGAUUACGAAGUCCGCAAAGACCUUGUUGCGAUACCAGGGGUAGUCGCUUCGGAUGGGGCGCAUGUUGGCGUCAUUGCGCACGCGCAGACAGGGCUGAUGAUGAUAAAUACAGUACGGAGUGUGUUCCUUAGCCGGCUUGAACACCCACCACGGAAACCCGACACUUUUCCAAGUACAGCAAUACCACCUCCAUUGUACCCCAUUAAGCCCACGGAAAUACUUCACAAUCCACAGUGCUGGCUCGGCCCAACCCCAAACGGUUGCGUUGACAUGCAGCGUCCUAGUCUUUUGAUGACAGUCCAGAACUCCAACGCUUUCAAAUUCCACAAAUUGCUAAACAAGCUACCGCUUUUAUGCAACGGGAGGGAACGCACAGAUAAACACGCAGGGUGGGGAGGGUGGGGGGACAAAGCAUAUAUCAGCUUCAGUAUCACCGUGAAACCGUGGAAAUGCACGGCUUGUCAGGAUCGCUCCAGGUCGGUUAUUAUAAUUAUAAGGAAUUGGGGUAAUGGUGGUAGGGCACUGGUGUGGCUGGACGAUGACGUAGAAAGCGCACGUGACAUCACUAACGCACACGAGUUUGGGACUCUACUAUACACGGUGUCAGGACGCGUAAGGCCUGGUAACCACACACUCCACGUGCAGACCGUGCGCAAGGGCUUCUUUGUUGUCAGUGGCGUUACCAUUGGGCCACCAGACUUUAGCAAGUACGGGGUUAUGUAAGGACGUUUUACCUCCCUUCGAAAACAUCUUUGGAAACCCUAGAAACCAUGUAUUUCUUGCGUUUGCUAUCGCGCAUUUUAGUGAUUCAAACUGACUGUUCCUUGCGUGACUCGAGUUUUUAACUACCAUUUGAUUUUUGAGAGAUGUAAUGUGAUGCUAUUUGCAGUCAUGAAUUACCUUGCGGGCUGUUCCUAAUCGAUUUGGAGCGGACACGUCUCAUAAACUCAGAUGCCGGUCCGGGGGAGGGGCUUCUGCUAUCACGUGAUCUGGCAGAGCUACCACGUGACACGUCAGGUGACUUGACCGGUGCCAGAGAGGGCAAAGGUGCAUUGGGGCUCGCUAGCUGUUGACAAACAGAAAACAAUACUGUGUAAAUCCAACGUAUGUAUUCUAAGUUACCCAGAGUUCCUUGAGGUAGAGCGUUGUGAAAUAUCUUCCUCUUUGUGACUAUGUAGUACAUAUAUUUCUGAAGAAAACAUUCCCUCGGAGAGAUCUAGAUGAAUUGAGUUUUGCUCUGUUUAGCAUUGAGAGUUCUAAGAGGUGUAAUCGUUGGAGUUAAUUGUUUUACUUGUUUUGGCAAUAUAACGCACCCGUAUAAAUAAUAAAAACUCCAUGAAGAUA